Messenger RNA from Striga hermonthica, 3125 nucleotides. The record is from the annotation of a GenBank genome assembly. NCBI's taxonomy places the organism in Eukaryota, Viridiplantae, Streptophyta, Magnoliopsida, Lamiales, Orobanchaceae.
AUAAUUCGAAGAAAAGCUUGACUAAGGAGAUGGAUGAUGAGUGGGCUCGGAGGGCUUUCGGAAUAGGUCCCCCGCCGGGAUGGUCACCCUCGCCUGUCACCCCCAAAGAGACGCUGUUGGGCCCAAGUGUGACCCUGGUACCACCAUCAGGAGUUGAGGGGCGCGUGCUAAACCAGGGAGAAUCAGGUGGUUUGAUAGACAAAGCGAAGGAGGUGGGCGCCACAACUGAUGGGAAGGCGAAUCAAGGCGCUUUGGGAUCUGGAGGUGCUGGUGACCAGAAUGGUGUCCCUGGUAGUAGGCAGUUGGUCAUGGUAAGAGCACAAAACCCUCCGGGGGACAAUGUUUCUUCGGCACCGCGGGAGGACCCAGUUAUUCAGAUGACUAGGUCGGAGUUGGACAAGAUUAUUGCUGAGGCGAUAGGCCGGGCGCAGGAGGUGGAUAAGAGAGCACCUAACGACGCCAAGAAGCACGAGAAGACGUAUCUCUCACUAAUCAAUAUGCAGCAAAAGGAGGGGGAGACCUUGCGGCAAUAUGUAGCGCGAUAUACCAAAGAGUGCAUAGAGGUCCCCUCUGCCUCGGAAGAGAUCAAAGCUGGAGGCCUUACGUGGGGGUUGAGGCCAGGGAAGUGCAGAGAUUCGUUGGCGAAGAGGCCGGCGAGGUCCUUUGACGAGUUACUUGAGAGGUGUAGCAAAUAUGUGAACAUAGAGGAAUCGGAGGCGGACUUCAUCCGAAAUGACAAAACAAAGACCAAGCAGGUAGACGAGAGGCCUCGACAGGGUGAUCGGCGAGCUCCUCCUAAGGAGGUUAAGGUCGAGGAUCGAUUUAGGGGUCCAAGGUAUGAGCAUUACAAACCGCUUAACGCACCACAACAGGAGAUCUUGGAGAAAAUGGAAAAACGGGGGGAGGACAAGUUGCUGGCGCAGCCAAAGCCUCUACCCCCACCGAGGAAGUUCUCGGCGUCAAAGGAUAGGUAUUGUCGGUACCACCGUGAUUAUAGCCAUGCUACAAAUUUCUGUCGGGAGUUGAAGGAUGAAAUCGAGCGGCUCAUCAGAGCUGGUCACUUAAAAGAGUUCGUGAUUAAGGACAAAGAGCGCCAGGACGAUCGUCGGGAGGGGCGAGAGUCGGGUGACAAACGGAGGAGGACUGAUGAGCAAUCUGACAGACCAGUUAAGAGAGGCAUAAUACACAUGAUCGCGGGAGGUCCUACGGAUGGAGACUCGCACAGGGAGAGGAAGAGGACCUGCCGGGGAAAGAGUGUGGCAGGAGAAGUGGCCGAGGUGCAGGUGCAGAGGAGCUCAGCCACUUUGAAGUUUGGAGUUGACGAUGUGCAGGGGCUUGUUGUUCCACAUAAUGACGCUUUGGUCAUCACUGCAGAGGUGGCCAGUUACGACGUGCAAAGGGUGCUCAUAGACACGGGGAGCUCAGCAGACAUCAUUUUCUUGAAGUGUUUGCAGCAGAUGGAGUUAGAUGUGAAAGUCGAGCCAGUCCACACUGCUCUCUAUGGCUUUAGCGUCAGUGAGGUCCGCCCAGUAGGAGAAGUUAGCUUAACGGUAGCGUUAGGAAGGUCACCUUUGAGAAAGGUGAAGAUGGUGCGUUUUCUGGUCGUGGAUGCUAGCUCGGCCUACAACAUCAUACUGGGUCGACCUAGCUUGAAUUCGUUCCAGGCAGCCAUUUCCACUUAUUGCAUGAAGAUUAAAUUCCCUGUAGGAGAUGAGGUCGGAGAGGUGACGGGGGACCAGCUGCAAUCUAGACGGUGCUAUGAGCACAGGUUAAACAUCGAUCUAACUAUGAAACCAGUGAAGCAGAAGAGGAGGCAUUUCGGUGCCGAGCUGGACGUGGUUAUUGAGGCAGAGGUGGAGAAGUUGUUAAAGGCGGGACAUGUGCUACCCAUUCAGUUCCCGGAGUGGUUGUCCAACUCAGUCAUGGUAAGGAAGGGAGAAGGAAAGUGGAGGAUAUGCAUAGACUUCAGGGAUCUCAACAAAGCGUGCCCAGAUCACUACCCUUUCCCUCGUAUUGACCAGCUCGUUGACUCUACAGCUGGGUGUGAGCUGUUAAGCAUGAUGGACGCAUCCCAGGGGUACCACCAAAUACCUCUCGCCAAAGAGGACCGGAAGAGGGUUAGCUUUGUGACAUCCAAGGGAACUUAUUGUUACGUUGUCAUGCCUUUCGGAUUGAAGAAUGUGGGGGCUACCUACCAACGGUUGGUAGAUAAAAUGUUCAAAGGGCAGAUUGGUAGAAAUAUGGAGGUCUACGUUGAUGACAUCCUAGUAAAGAGCAGGAAGGCGGAUGAUCACGUGGUAGACUUGCGCGAGACCUUGAGUACCCUACGACGGUAUGGCAUGAAGCUCAACCCAGCUAAGUGCAAGUUUGGGGUACGGUCAGGAAAAUUCUUGGGCUACUUGGUCAUGGAGAAGGGCAUAGAAGUCAACCCAGAGAAGGUACGAGCUGUUUUGGAGAUGCAAGCACCAAGGAACUUGAGGGAGGUGCAGAUCCUAACCGGACGAUUAGCAGGGUUGAGCAGGUUCAUAGCUCAAUCCGCAGAGAAGAGUUUUCCAUUUUUUAAGGCUUUGAAGAAGGGGUCGCGGUUCGAGUGGACGUCGCAAGCACAACAGGCCUUUGAAAGGUUGAAGGAGUUUCUAGCUGAACUCCCCUUACUUACAAAACCAGAACCAGAUGACACGUUAGUGGUAUACCUGUCGGUGGGGCAUGAAGCAAUCAGUUCGGUGCUGAUAAAGGAGGAUCAUGGACAGCAGAAGCCGAUAUAUUAUGCCAGCCGAAUAUUGCAGGGCGCCGAGCGUCGAUAUUCAGAUGUGGAGAAGGCAACAUUGGCACGUAUCUCUACAGCCAGGAAAUUGUGUCCUUACUUUCUAGCACAUAAGGUUAUGGUACGUACCAACUACCCGCUCAAAGAUACUUUGGGUCGCCCUUCGUCCUCGGGGAGAAUGGUGAAGUGGGCGGUUGAGUUGGGAGAAUAUAACGUGGAUUUUGAAGUGCGAAAAGCCAUUAAGGCCCAGGCGUUGGCGGACUUCAUACAAGAGUGCACUCUGGGAACCGAGAGGGGACCGUGGAUGUUAUACGUCGAUGGCUCGUCGGCGGUGGGAGGAUCAGGUCUGGGCAUCUUGGUG